Molecule: messenger RNA, 1380 nt
Organism: Linum tenue
Lineage: Eukaryota; Viridiplantae; Streptophyta; Magnoliopsida; Malpighiales; Linaceae
Source: the annotation of a GenBank genome assembly
AUGGAGGUUUUCGCGAUGGACAGGGAUUUUUUCCUGGUGAAAUUGGGGAAUGAUCAAGAUUAUUUCAAGGCCCUCUCUGACGGGCCUUGGGUGAUCUUCGACCACUAUCUUGUCGUUCAACAAUGGACUCCGGCGUUCAGGGUCACAGACAAACUCCCAAAUACGAUGGUGGUGUGGGUCCAAUUCCCGGGGUUUCCGGUUCACUUCUACCACAAGGAUCUUCUGUUCUCUUUGGGUAAUCUAAUCGGGAGGGCGAUCAAGCUUGAUUUCCACACGUUGCACCAGCAACGUACGAGAUUCGCGAGGGUUGCUGUCGAGGUUGAUCUGUCACAGCCAUUGAUUCCAAGAAUCCGUCUUGAUGGGAAAUGGCAGAGGGUUGAAUUCGAAAACAUUCCGAUUGUCUGCUUCGAAUGUGGGAAGAUAGGACAUACAAAGAUUAGCUGCCCUGAGCUUUACCCGGAACAAGCUAGCAAUAGAGCGGUGGAUUUCGCUCCAUCGCCGGCGACAGUUUCCGUCGGAUCAUCAUCGGAGGAAGUCUCCGGCUUUGGCCCCUGGAUGCUGGUCUCGAGGAAGUCACGCCGCAAUCAACGGGAGUUUCCAAGACAGGGGCGUCCGGAACAGGCGGAGGGGAUCAGUGAAGGGAUAAUCAAUAAACAAGAAAGGAAAGAGGCGGAUGUGAGGAAAGAGAAUGGGAGGCCACCAAAUCAGGCCGGGAUCAAAUCUCCUCAACGGAAGCAGAGUCCACAGGCGACGCAUGGGGGAAGCCUGAACAAGAAAGGGAAAGGGGAAAACAAAAAAGGGAAGGAAGUCGUUCUGGCAGAUAUGGAAGGGGAAAUGGCAUCGGGUAUUCUCGGCCCGGUCCCAAGGAUGGAAAGCCCAAGAAAGAAAGGGGCGGCCAGCUCCAGGGGUAAUGUUGCGUCCUCCUCUGGGCCCAAGGAGGAUGGGCCGAACACGCCUAGUCAGGUUGGGCUGGUGAACCUUUCAAGCAAAGGGGAAAAGGGCACAAAAAUUGUGAUUGUUGAGGCCCAACCUUAUGACCCUCCGCCGACCAGAAUAAUUGACCCAGCUGUCCCAUCUGCGGUCUUGCGAACGAAACAGAGGAAGGAAAAGAGGAAAGGAGAUCAGGGGAAGAGGGAAAUGACGCCGAGAAAGAGCACUCUAGUGCGGCACAGCCCCAUGAAACCGCUCAAAUUGUGGUCGCCGGUCAAGGAUCGGAAGAACAGAGGCCAUGAUAAACGGGUCUCCCUAACUCUGCAACAGAUCAAAGAGUGGACGGAGUCGUCCCAGGAAGUUGGAGACGUUGAGGCCAGCCGGGAACCUGCUCCCUCCGCGGCGGGCGUCGGCCUGAUUUCGUCCGACGGGAAUGGGCCUCCGGCUUAG